Messenger RNA from Puntigrus tetrazona (Sumatra barb), 1318 nucleotides. RefSeq names its product chromosome 25 C15orf40 homolog (gene c25h15orf40). NCBI's taxonomy places the organism in Eukaryota, Metazoa, Chordata, Actinopteri, Cypriniformes, Cyprinidae. The record is from RefSeq and is a predicted model, not a curated record. The transcript is spliced from 4 exons. Bases 354 to 848 code for a protein of 164 amino acids. Gene Ontology annotation, cellular component: cytoplasm.
UUAAUAAUAAGUAUAAUAAUAAUAAUAAAUAAUUAGUUAAAUUAUUAAUUAUAUUAUAAUGAUGACUUAGGCUGAGUAAUAUUAUAUUAUAUAUUAUAUAUACCAUCAGAUUAAAUAUAAGAUCACACACUGCCAGAUAAAAAAAUACACACAAAACAAAGAAACACACAAUAAAAAGUAAUAUCAGUACGGAUGUUCUCCACGCGGUUGCUGUUCUGCGCAUUUAUCGCGCAUAUUUGACGCUCUAAACGUAUCUACGUUUGUCGUCGUGCGCGUGUCCGCUGUUAUUGUUGUCACAAGUAACUCAUGCAGCUCACUCAAGAAGCUCGAAUAAUGCUCAUGUCUUCUACCUAAUGCAUUCCCAAAUUCUCCGUUUCAUACGUUUAUCUUUAUUUCCACUCGUGCGUCCGUCAGCAUUGUGCAGCUGCUCGGGAAAAAUCCCACUUUACAGCUCCGUCUCUAAUAGCGUUUACUCCCAAUACAACAGUAUGCCCAAAAAGGACAAGACGAGCAAAAGCAACCCAAAAGCACCGGAGACACCACCCGGGCCGGUUACUAAAGUUAAAGACGGGACAAUUACAAUAGCAAUACAUGCUAAACCCGGGGCCAAACAUAACGCAGUCACUGAUGUGUCUGAGGAGGCGGUGGGGGUCGCCAUCGCUGCCCCGCCGACCGACGGAGAGGCCAACGCCGAGCUCCUGAGAUACCUGGCCAAAGUCCUGGAGCUGAAGAAGAGCGAAGUAGCGUUAGAUAAGGGCUCCAAGUCCAGAGAAAAGGUUAUCAGGGUGACUGCAGCUGUCAGCCAGGAAGAAAUCCUGAAGAAACUGAGGACAGAAGCUAGUGGCUGACACUGAAGUGGAUAGCAAAGAAAAAAAAUCUGUCUUUUCUGCAUGCCACAGAGCGUGCAAUAUAACAUUUAGAUUUUGUCAAAUAAAAAGCAGUUUAAUUUUUACCCGUCAUCAGUUUUUAAUUAUUUUGUGUUUAAUGGAUACGUCACAUUUUUGUAAGGAUAAAGAAAUUCUGAUCUUUGCAUACCUUGCCAUCAUUUUAUUUUUGACUACACGCAGGAUUUGUCACAAGAUACAUAUUUUACAUUUUUGUUGUUUUCCGUAUAUUUAUCGAUUUAUUUAUUACAAAGGCACCGAGGUUCAAGAUAAUCAUCCUGCUCCUGCUUUUUUUCUCUCUCUUUUGUUUAAAGAAAUGCCUGAGGUUCAGUGACAAAUGUGUUAAUUAGAGAUCCUAAUGAGUAUAGUUAUCAGACGUUCUCUGUUAAGCUCAGAAAUCCAUCAAUGAAUAUUAAAGAUUUCCAGAGUCUCAA